Haliotis rubra (blacklip abalone) is the source of this 3508-nucleotide messenger RNA. Its product is annotated as huntingtin-interacting protein 1-like. The coding region runs from base 18 to 2828 and encodes 936 amino acids. Gene Ontology annotation, cellular component: actin cortical patch; clathrin-coated vesicle. Gene Ontology annotation, molecular function: phosphatidylinositol-3,5-bisphosphate binding; clathrin light chain binding; clathrin-cargo adaptor activity. The record is from RefSeq and is a predicted model, not a curated record. Lineage: Eukaryota; Metazoa; Mollusca; Gastropoda; Lepetellida; Haliotidae. Gene Ontology annotation, biological process: actin filament organization; endocytosis; clathrin coat assembly. The transcript has 27 exons.
CAAGAAUUCCAGGAAAUAUGAUGAUGACAGAUGAAACCUUCAACAAGAUUUGUGGAUCUGAUGUAAACAGCUACUUUGAGUUCUCCAUCGACAUGCUGGACUACCUAGACGAGAUUCUCAGCUUCCAGCAAGCAGUGUUUGGUUCACUGGAUAUGUCCCGCGCCAACUCGAUGACGACGUCGGGACAGUGCCGACUCGCUCCCCUCAUCCUGUGUAUCCUAGAUUCUUGCCAGCUGUAUGACUACCUGGUCAAGUCUCUUUUCCGACUUCAUUCUAGUCUGACACCCGACACACUCUCAGGUCACCGAGAGAGAUUCCUCAAGGGUUACAAAAGGUUAAAACAGUUUUACCACAGCAGUGCCACACUUCAGUAUUUCAAGAACCUAGUCCAGGUCCCGGCAUUGCCAGAGGAACCACCCAACUUCCUGAUAGCAUCUGACAUCAGUAAACAUGUGAAGCCUGUAGCAGUAGUCCCAUCAGAACCAGAGCCGGAACCAGAACCAGAGCUCGACACCCCAGAGGUGGAAAAUGUGGGCAACCUCAUAGACACAACUGAGGAGAUGGGCGCAUUCAAUUUCAACGGACGACCACCUGAACCGGAUGAACGUGACCAGCUUAUAGAACGACUUCAAAGAGAGAUUGAGUUCCUGAAACAAGAGAUGCACAGAAUGAAGACAGAGGAUGGUAGAAUCAUCCAGUCUUUAAAGGAUGAAAUCAGCAAACUGGAGAAGCUGUUAUCAGAACUAAGGCUAUCAGCUGAUAAAGCAUUAAAGGACAGUGAGACAAUGAAGAAGGAGAGAGAUGAAGCACAGGCCAGUCUAGAUGCCUUGGCAAAGCUACCUGAAGCUGAGAAACAAGCGAAGGCCAACCAAGAGAAGUUCCAGAAGAUGAAGGACAUCUAUGGGAAACUGAGGGAGGAGCAUGUGCAGCUUCUCAGGAAUCAUGCUGAUGUAACAAAACAACUUGCUUCAGAGAAGAAAGCAGCUGAUGAGAAGGAGCAAGUUAUUAAGGAGGCAAAGAUGGACCUCCAGCGCCUCGAGGAAGAGAAGCAGGUCAUCCACAAUAACCUGCAGAAAAGUGCAGAUGAGGUCACUGGACAGCUGGCUGAAGUCACUGGUAAAUGUUCUAUGCUGGAGAAUCAGAAAGAGGACCUUGAUAGUAAAGUAAAGAAUUUAGAGGACAGCAAAUCUUCUCUAGAAUCCCAGUUAGAGGAAAGUCAGACAUCAGUCGCCUCCCUUGAAUCCCGUCUGUCUGAGGUGCAGCAAGGAGGGGACCAGCGAGAGCAGGAGCUGUGCGGUCAGCUGUCCUCACUGCAGGCAACUUUGUCCACCACACAGAAGGAGAAUGAGGAGAGUGAGAAGAGGCUGAGUGAACAGGUGUCCCAGCUGCAGGCUCAGUUGGACCAAACUCUGGCUGAGAAGGCCUCGAAAGAGGAGUCUCUGACCCAGACGCUUGAUAAACUGCAGAAACAGUUGGAUCAGCUGAGGACAGACAAGCAGGACAGUGAAAGUCGGCUUGGUGGACAGAUUGAUGACCUGCACAAGAAGCUGUUAGAGAGGGGCGUGUCAGAAGGAAAGGCCAUAAUACAGGACGCCCUGGAGCAGAACGAGAACCCAACACACACAACUGUCACCUGUACAGCAGAAUAUUUACUGAUGAGGGCAGAACCUCUGUUGGAGAGUCUGACGAAGCUACGACAGAGUCAUGGUGCAUACACUGGGGAAAAGAAAGAUUUAGAUAUACUGAUUGGUACAAUCAGCAUGUUUUCACAUCGAAUGAGUGACUGUAUCGUGCAUGGGUUUGCCACGUCCCACUCUGCACAGAUAGAGCCGGGGGAGGAACUAGCCAAUGCUUGUCGAGAUACAGGGACUUCCGGGGUGUCACUGCUGGAUGCUGUUGGCAAAGGUGGCAGUGCAACAUCCGAGGUGGAUGAUUGCAUCCAGAAAGUGCAAUAUUUGAUGAAGCUGGCAGAGGACCUAGUCCCCAAGAUGGAGGACGUCAAAGCCGAGGAGAUUGGGGACCUAGUGGACAAGGAGAUGUCCUCAACAACCAAAGCCAUUGAAGAGGCAGCAAGGAAGAUAGAGGAGAUGCUGCAGAAGACGAGGGAGGACAAUACGGGUAUCGAGCUGGAGGUGAACGAAAGAAUCUUAGACGCCUGCACAGCUCUCAUGAAGGCCAUUAAGGUGCUAAUAGAGAAAUCCAGGGAUGUGCAGAAGGAGAUUGUACUUCAGGGCAGGGGGACGUCGACAGCCAAAGAUUUUUACAAGAAACAUCACCGCUGGACAGAGGGUUUAAUAUCUGCUGCCAAGGCUGUGGGCUUUGGUGCCUCCACACUCAUGGAGGCAGCAGACAAGCUGGUGAAGGGUGAGGGCAAGUUUGAGGAACUGAUGGUGUGUGCCCAGGAGAUCGCAGCCAGCACAGCACAGCUUACUGUAGCCUCCAAGGUCAAAGCUGAUCGAGGGAGUCAAGGAUUGUCAGAGCUGUCUCGGGCGUCAAAGGGAGUUAAUCAGGCCACAGGAAAUGUUGUGGCAUCUGCCAAAACUGCAUCACAGAUAGUUGAAGAUAAGAAUCUGAUGGACUUCACCCAGCUGUCUCUCCAUGACACAAAGAAGAUGGAGAUGCAGACUCAGGUGCGUGUGAUUGAGCUGGAGACUAUGCUGGAGAAGGAGAGGAGGAAGCUGGGUGAUCUGAGAAAGCAGCACUACAAUCUGGCCGGGGAAAGCGAGGGAUGGGAGGAAGGAGAGGAGAAUGGACUUGGGGAAGAUGUCAACUCCAACGUGCCAGUGUACAAAGACUGGCUGGGUCCGUGGGACUCUGAUAUGUUGUGAACAUUCUCGGGUAACCACGGUAACUGAAAAGCUGACGUGGUUGAGAAGAGAUGACUGGCGGUGGUAUUUUAAUCUGAGCGCUGUAUCAAGACAUCCCAGGAGAAUGUUAUUCACACAUGUUGUCACAUCAGUCAUCCCAAGAGGUCAUCAAGGUCACUAGGUCAUCCAAGGUCAUCAACUUUGUGAGAGGGCAUCAAGGGUCAAUGGGUCAGCAAGAAGAGUCUUCACGUGACACUCACCAAAGAGGUUAAAUGUCCCAUGCAACAGUUAAAGAACAGUGCUAUGAAUUAUUUCUUAAUGACUUUGAAAAAAAUAAGGGGCGAUUGUCAGAUACAUUGGACUUUUAAUGGACCACAUGUAGUGGCCCGAACUUGAAACAUUCAUCGGCACUCUCACACUUAUUGACCAGAAAAUAAAAUUAUUUCCUAAUAUUGAAAUACCUUCACAAUAUCCAUGUGUACAACUGUAUCAGAUUAUAUUAAACAAAGUAUAUGUUUCUGCAGAUACACAUGCUAAUAUAUUUGACAAGACUUGUGUAUUGGUCAAAUGUAUCCUUCUACUUAACAUGUAACAUUGCUAUUUACAUAAGACAUAACUAAUAAGUAGCGAUGCCUCGAUGCAUCAAUACUUUUUCUAAGACGAUACAAUUAUCGAUACAUUCAAAACUGUAUCGAUAUUGA